AAUAAAAAUAGCGAUAGCAAAGCGAGAGAGAGGGAAUGUGUGUGUGAGAAAUACGUAUUGCCAUUCAGUGGUAUAGUUUUCCUCAUUGUUCACUCAAUGUCAUGCAUAAUCAUAACACGAUCUACUAGUGUGGCUACUCAGCUGAGCCAGUCGUUUGCGAAAGAAAAAAAAAUCCAAAUCGUUUCCCACAUGAAUGAUCCAUACACAAAAAUAGGCUCUUAAGUUAUGAAUCGUCUGUAUGAUUGUAAUGUAUGUUUACAAGUGAAAAACCAAAAAAAAAUAAUCAGAAAAAAAGUUUCAUCGUCAAAGCCACAGGCAAGCUGUCGUUUGUGGUGACGCGCGUGUGUGUACGUGUGCGUCAAAUGCAUAACCAUUUGUUUUGAUGGUGUGCGUGCAUGUGUUUUUUUAAUACAUUUCCGAUUGUAUGCGUCGACGUGUGCGACUGACACUCAACGAUAUGGGCAAACUGUUUUCUGUUUGGUUUUUUCUUUCUCUUCUUUUAUUGUAUUAUAUUCCUAUUUUGAACGAGCAACCAUUGCGUUACCGUGCGUCUUUUGGCUAGUGCAUCGGUUUCUAUUUAAUAAGACAAUUAAUGCUUUCUCAUUUAGCGCGUUGGAGUAUGUGUGUGCGUGUGUACAAGUGUAUUUGGUACUGGAACGCAACAUACACGUAAUCCAUCGUGAAAAUAUCGUCAUAAAACAUCCAAAUUCAAAGUAGAAAAAAAAAAUCACUAAAUAUGAUAUGCUGAUUUGACGACAGUGCAAGAAUUUAUCAAUUUUACUGCGGUACACACACACAUUCAAACGAAAAUUAAGUUAUUGAAAUUCCAUUUUGUUUAUUGUGACAGAGAACAAUCGACUCGGAGCCUGGGAUCUGUUUAUGUUCAUUUCACAAUCACCACUCAGACUUUACAUAUACGACACAAACACACACGACAGCUGGCACGAAUGAUCGACAUUACAUUCGUACAGACAACCGACACAUAUGCUGUUGAAUAAAAAAGAAUGAACCCGCAGCAUUUGAAUUAUAACCACAACCAAGCAACAUUUCAUCAAGAAAAACAAAAAUGGGAGAAUGCAAUCAGUAACUACCAAGGACCCGAUCCGCUGGAGCUUUGGUACGAAUUCAUUUGCUGGUAUGAGCAGAACAUUCAACUUGACCAUGAGCGUCUGUUUGAAACGGUUUUGGGCAAAUGUUUGUCCAUUUACGAAACACAACAACACUACAAACAAGACACAAGAAUGGUCAAACUCUGGAUGAAAUACAUUGGGCUUAAAAACAAUCCGCUUCAGUUGUAUCAAGUGCUGUACCAGCGUGGAAUUGGAACGCAAUGCAGCAUUUUCUACAUUGGAUGGGCACACUACUACGACUCGGCGAAUGCAUUCAAGCAAGCGGAAUCGGUGUACAAUCUAGGAUUUCAGGCGAAUGCACAACCGUACAGUGCACUUGAACGAUCCCAUAAAGAUUUUCGAUUUUCACUGUCACAACGAAUGCUUUAUAAUGAUCAACAGUCGAAAAAACGAACCGUGUCUCAAUUGAACGAUCAACGACAACAAUUGACCUCGUUAAAUCCGUCAUCUUCAUCGCCAAACGUACCGAAUUUUCAACAUGCACAAAAUAAUUAUACGCCGCCACCGCCGAUGAAUCAACAACAACAACAACAAAAUUCCUAUACACCACCGCCACCACCACCCACCGCACCAUCGACACAACAGCAACAGGUUCAUCAUCAACAACCACAACAAAUAUCAUCGUCGCAACAGCAGCAACAGCCGUAUCAGAGUCCACAGCAACAACAAACGGUGCCACAACAGCCACCAGUGCAACAGCAACAAACGGUGCAACAGCAAUCACAGCCGUAUCAAAGUCCACAGCCCAUGCCAACGUAUCAAGGAUAUAAUUCGCCAGCUGAAGAACAGCAACCACCAGCCAAAAAGUUCCGUGGCCAAGAAGAACAACGUACUUACAAUAACUAUAACAAUUACCAACCGGCGACGCAACCAGCCACCCAGAUCGAUUAUAAUCGGGAAAAUGUGAAUGGAACCGAAUAUAACAAUCAAUAUGCUGAAGCGAAGACGAAUAGCGAUGAGUUGAACAGUAGCACGAGUGCAGCUUGUGCCCUUGCGCUAAAUUCAGUGUACAGUGAUGAAGAUGGAUCCGAAGACUUUGGAGCUUAUAGAAGCUACAAUGAAGCUACAUCGAAUGUGGCUGAAACGACCAAAUAUCCUGACGAAACGUUGACAUAUUCGCGGACCAACAAUGCGUCAGUUGUCGAACAAAAUUCACAACCUGGAGGCUGUAUUUUAUCACCGAAUUUUGCUCGGUUUGCCAAAAACCAUUAUGAUCCAUGGAGUUGGCCAAUUUUCCUCGACGAACCCGAUACGAACAAAGUUUGUAAGUAUCCAAGGCAUUUGGUUUAUCCGGGAAAUGGUUGCGAAUACAGUUUAGAAGAAAUUCGUGCUCGAAAUUAUACCAAAGUGAUUGAAACAAUCAAAGAACGGAAUCGACUGAGAGAAAUUGCGUUGAAUGAACAACGACAAAUGAACCAAAUGCAAAAUGUGCACCAGCAGCAACGAUUUGAAAAUCAUCCACAGCAUCAAAGAUAUGGUGAACAGCCGGAACAACAACAUCAACUUCAACAACAACCAAACUACCAACAGCAGCAACAGCAGCAACAACAGCAACAGCAACAGCAUAUAAUGCGACAACAACAACAACAACAACAGUACGAACAGCAGCAAGCGUACGAAAAACAGCGCAUGGCCGAAAUGGAGCGAGAAAGAGUGAUGAAAGAGCGUGAACGCAGUCGUUUGGCCGCAUUGGAAAUGCAACGGGCCAAGGAACAUGAAGAGCAACAACGUCGAUUGGCCGAACAGCAAAAAAUGCAGCAUAUGCAACGACAAGCUUCCUUUGUACACCAGCAACCAAAUCGGGGUCAUGCUCAGCCAAGCCCACAUCCUCCGCACUCUGUAAACAACCAUUCGGGAUACUAUGAGCAGAAUCAGUCACCAGUGUAUAGCAACUAUGUCAAUUAUCCAGCGCCGAAUCAUCAAAACAGCGCUCCAGUCCAGUAUCCGCUACAAGCAAUGCAAUCGAUACAACAGGUGCAACAGCCACCGGUUCAGCAAGUGCAACAACAACAAUACUAUAAUCAAAAUCACAUGGCACCUCAAACGUCGAUGCAUUCCCAACCACAGCCACCGCCGCCAGUUAAUCAUCAAAAUGAUAUGUAUCAGUCACAGCAACCUCGUUAUCCACCACAAGCAAUGCCGCCACAACAUCAUCAGAACAUGAUGCCUGCCACACCAUCGAUGCAGAUGCAGUACCAAGAUACUAGUUAUCAAUCUCAGCCACAAUCACAGAACGCGCCGCAGCCGCAGUAUCACGAAUAUCAAUAUCCCAUGCAACCAACGGCAACGGCAGUUCCGGUCAGUAAUUCCAAUAGCAAUUACAGUGCUCAGCCUCUGGAUGAAGAAGGACCAACGGUGACGGAAUUGAAGACUGUAAAUUGUUUUGCCGAUGAUAUCGAAGAGCAAAUUGAAGCAUCAACCAUUGUGCUUAAAAAUGGUUCCGAUAAAUUACAGAAAAUCACCAUAAAAUAUCGUAAAGAGAAAGCAGAAGGUGAAAUUCAACCAGUGCCUCCUUCGGUGACGACGCCCAGAUCAAGGCGAUCGAAAAAACCAAAAUCAGGUGAUAAAAGUCGAACGGCCAUAAAAUCAAGUCUCGAUAGUGAAUCGGAAAAUUCGACAUUCAUGAAUAAUGAAGAGUUCCAAGCGGAGUCAAAUGACUCGUUCUCGACUCCAACGCUCACAAGCAAAUUGUCCAAAUCGAGGAGAACCAAAACAAAAACGCCAAAAUUUGAACCAACCUAUUUACAAGAUGAUGACUCUUGCUCAAAUUCCGAUUUCAAUACACUUUAUGGCAAGUACAGUAAUGAAGGUGCCGAUGCAACUACAAACGAAGGUGGACGCAAUGUUCGAUUUAACUUUACCGGUGCUACGUCGACACCGAUUCGGAAUAACAAUAAUAUUAAUAACUAUCAAUCACCAUGCUCAUCGGCCAAACCAAGCUACAAAAGCAAUGAAUCGUCGUCGAAAUCAUCGACACCACGAAACACAUACAAAUCUCUGCGCCGGCGAACAUCGAAUAUUUCACUUUUGAACAGCACUUUGAAUGAUAACGAUGACUCGAUGACCUCAUUCUCAAUGGUCGAACCAAACAGUUUCUUCGAAACGGAAAGCAACGAAGAGUUGCAUCAACAACGAUUGGACAAAGCAUUGAAAACAAUCGAUACACACUUCAAGAAGGAUCACAUCGAUCCGUUCAAUUCGGAGUUGUGCAAAGCAUUUUUGACCAAAGCCGAUUUUCCAUCCAGACAACAUAACGAAUUCUACAAAUUAUCAAGCAAUUUGCUGUCGAAGCUAUCAAAUACGAGAUACGUUACGAUCGGUGAUGUUCGAUUCAAUGUAGAAAAGGAAAUUGGACGCGGUGCAUACGGAAAUGUGUAUCGUGGUGUAAAUGUAAACACGAGCGAUGUUGUUGCAUUGAAAUUCCAAAAACCACCAAACACAUGGGAACUGUAUAUUUGCUAUUCAGUUCAUCAGAGAAUUAAAAACCGGAAUAUGCUACUUGGCUUUAUGGAUAUAUCGUCCGCCAUCAUCGCACCAAAUGCAAGUAUUUUUGUGUCGGAAUUCUCACAAUUUGGCUCUUUGCUCGAUAUUAACAAUCGCAUUCGUCAAUCAACAACAAAGGUUAUGCACGAAAGUCUUGUGAUGCACUUUACCAGCCAAAUAUUGAACAUAGUUCAUUAUUUGCAUUCCUGUAAAAUAAUCCAUGGUGACAUUAAACCCGAUAACUUUUUGCUCAUGAAAGUACCAAAUCCAAACUCAGAUGUGCCGACUUUAAGAUUGAUCGAUUUUGGAUGCGCCAUUGAUAUGAAAUUCUUCGAGCCAAACACUCAAUUUAAAAAGGUUAUUCAAACCGAUGGAUUCACGUGCCCUGAGAUGUUGGAAGGUCGCCAAUGGUCCUAUCAAACAGAUGUAUUCUGUGUGGCUGGUACUGUUCACGCCAUGCUCUUCGGCGAAUACAUGCAAAUGGUCAAGAAAUUUGGCCAAUACGAAAUCAAACAAAAGUUGCCACGGUACCUGAAAAAACACAUAUGGACGGAAUUCUUUUCGGCAUUCCUCAAUAUCAAAGAUGUGCACAGUUUACCAAAUCUAUUGGAAAUAAAAGAGAAAAUCGACCAUGAACUAGAAAGCAUGGAAUCCGAACUACAAUCGCAAAUUCGAACCCUUUCGAAUAUUUUAUACAAACGUUAAGUAGCUCAGUAAUGUGCUAGCUAUUCCGAAUCAGAAUAACGCAAAAAAAAAAAUCCCGAAAAGUUCUAAAAAAAAGAAGAUGUGUACAGUUCAAGUAAAAAUUUAUAUUUUAAUUGAGGCUUUUAUAAGAACUGAAAAAAAUCACCAACAACAAAUUAAUAUUUAACAAGUUUUUUUUUCGUUGCAAAGCUUCCUUUUUUUCUCAACACAAUAUAGUCAUUUUGAUAACAUUCUAAAUUUUUGAACGUCGAAUGAAACCGAAAAAAUGACUUGAUUUGUAUAAUUUGAUACAAUUGACACCUGUUGUUUAGCUUGAGUAUAUCUAUUUUGGCCAUCAAGAAAUAGAGUAAAUACUUGUUAGCAUAUUCACAAUUCAAGCGACAUUUUUUCACCGACAAUUGCUAAAUUAGGCCACUAUUUAAAUGUUUUUUUUUUCUCUUUGUCUAGUAAAUAAAACGAUAUUUAUUUUAUCAA
Molecule: messenger RNA, 5792 nt
Organism: Sitodiplosis mosellana (orange wheat blossom midge)
Lineage: Eukaryota; Metazoa; Arthropoda; Insecta; Diptera; Cecidomyiidae
Gene: Bub1
Product: putative mediator of RNA polymerase II transcription subunit 26
Exons: 10
Coding region: 1005-5318 (1437 amino acids)
Biological process (GO): protein phosphorylation; meiotic sister chromatid cohesion, centromeric; mitotic spindle assembly checkpoint signaling
Molecular function (GO): ATP binding; protein kinase activity
Source: RefSeq, a predicted model, not a curated record